This is a messenger RNA of Cyprinodon variegatus (sheepshead minnow), 1358 nucleotides long. It is a transcript of the gene mrm2, whose product is annotated as FtsJ RNA methyltransferase homolog 2 (E. coli). The coding region runs from base 34 to 753 and encodes 239 amino acids. The transcript has 2 exons. Gene Ontology annotation, cellular component: mitochondrion. The record is from RefSeq and is a predicted model, not a curated record. Gene Ontology annotation, biological process: RNA methylation. Gene Ontology annotation, molecular function: rRNA (uridine-2'-O-ribose)-methyltransferase activity. NCBI's taxonomy places the organism in Eukaryota, Metazoa, Chordata, Actinopteri, Cyprinodontiformes, Cyprinodontidae.
UGACGGGGAAAACAUGACCCUGAAUUCAGCCUGAUGUGGAGGUUUUCACUUCAGAAGAGAUGUUUUCACUGCUCGCUCAGUGCGAUGAAGAAGCUGAAGGGAAAAACUGCAGCCGAGCAGCGCUGGGUUUUAAGGCAGCUCAAAGACCCCUAUGUUAAAGCUUCACACGCUCUAAACUUCCGGUGCAGGAGCGCCUUCAAACUCCUCCAGAUAGAUGACAAGUUCAGGCUUUUACAGCCUGGAUCCAGCGUGGUGGACUGCGGAGCUGCGCCUGGAGCCUGGAGCCAGGUGGCGGUGCAAAGGGUCAAUUCUGCUGGGACAGAUCAAGACUUGCCGCGUGGAACAGUUAUUGGCAUCGAUCUUCUCAACAUACCACCUCUGGACGGAGCCCACUUCCUCUCCAGUCAUGAUGUCACUGACCCCGCUACGCACGCCAAGCUGAGGGAGCUUCUCCCCCAGGGGGAGGCUCAUAUCAUCCUGAGCGACAUGGCGCCCAACGCCAGUGGCUUCAGAGACAUGGACCACGAGAGACUGAUCACCAUGUGUUUGUCUCUGAUAGACUUGGCUGAGAAGAUUCUGCUGCCUGGAGGCUCUCUGCUUUGCAAAUACUGGGAUGGGGUUUUUUCUCAUCAGCUUCAGGAGAAACUCUCAUCCGUGUUCAGCAGCGUUCGGACUAUAAAACCACAAGCCAGCCGAAUGGAUUCAGCUGAGAAAUAUUUCCUCGCUAGAAUGUACAGGAAGCCUUUUAAGUAAUAUUUGUAUAUAUCUGAUGACUGCUGCAUGUUUUCUCUGCUGUGUCUUUGAUCAGCAGGCUGUUUGAACAUGAAGUGUUUUACUUGGUGGCUGUUAUCAGAAGAUGGCAGUGUUGAGACAUCAGUGAGGCUUUCUGCUCCAGGCACAAACUCAAGCAUAUUAAAGACUGCGAUGUGCGUUUGUGCCCUGCAAACCAAACACAGAAGCAGCACUUAAUCAGUAAAAUGAAAACCUAUGCAAGACAUCAGGGAGAUUCCUCAAGAGCAUUUUUCUUAUUAUUGCCCCCCGGUAGCCGUUUUUUUUUUCUUCUUUUUUUUAUUAUUUGCUUUGAUGCAGAAAGUUGUUUAGCUCUGAUGUUCAUGGUUGUUUUAGGGACUUGGAGCCACGUGGAGUUGUUAUGAACAGCAGAUUAAGAGUGAAACAGUUUCCCCUGCUGCGUCAUGUACAGAGGGACUCAUUGAAAGUAUGCAGACAGAAACAUUGAACCUAUUCGACUCUUAUUCACCUUUGCUGUCUGAACGAGGAAAGCCUCUAAGGUCUUAGGUGAAAUUUGUUAAUAAGUUGAUGAAUUUUAUUCUAUCUCUCAAUUUCACCUCAAUCACAGC